AUGGAGAAGAAAAAAAUCAACUUCUCCGAGGAAGAACGCGCUGUGUUGUUGGACCUGCUCUCACGCCACCGCAGCGUCGUCGAAAACAAGAGGACCGACGCGGCGUCCGCGAGUCGGAAGCGCGACUCCUGGAAAAAGAUUGAAGAUGAGUUUAACAGCCGCCACAACGUCACGCCACGCAAAUGGACCCAGCUCAAGAAAUGUUGGGAAAACAUGAAAGACAAGUGGCGAAGGAGGAACGCUGAAGACAUGCGGGAACGGUUUGCGACAGGUGGCGGAACACCACCGUCAAGCGAAAUGACCGAUGAGCUGCAGCGCGUAGGAGACAUCGCUUCACCCAUGGCUGUUCGUCUGCCCAACCCCUGCGACAGCGACCGCAGCCGGCAUGAUGCUAUGCCCGGGGGAUCGCAGUCCUCGAACCAGCUGUGCACACCUUCUGUCGCUGCAGUCCUGUCGCAGACCCAAGACACGCCUCUGGAAGAGUCCGGUGGCUUCGGUGCUGCCACCCUCUACUGGCUCAUGUAA
Messenger RNA from Rhipicephalus sanguineus (brown dog tick), 525 nucleotides. RefSeq names its product myb/SANT-like DNA-binding domain-containing protein 3. The transcript is spliced from 3 exons. The coding region runs from base 1 to 525 and encodes 174 amino acids. The record is from RefSeq and is a predicted model, not a curated record. NCBI's taxonomy places the organism in Eukaryota, Metazoa, Arthropoda, Arachnida, Ixodida, Ixodidae.